AUGUCCUACUUUCUGACGCACCUGCCGACGGGCUGGCAUGUCGACCAGGCGAUUCUGUCCGAGGAGGAGCGCGUAGUGGUGAUCCGCUUUGGGCACGACUGGGACGAGACGUGCAUGAAGAUGGACGAGACGCUCUUUGGCGUGUCCGAGCGCGUCAAAAAUUUCGCCGUGGUCUACCUCGUGGACAUUACGCAGGUGCCCGACUUUACCAAGAUGUACGAGCUGUAUGACCCAUGCACUGUGAUGUUCUUCUUCCGCAACAAGCAUAUCAUGAUUGACCUGGGAACAGGCAACAACAACAAGAUCAACUGGGCGAUCGACAGCAAGCAGGAAAUGAUCGACUUGAUCGAGACGGUCUACCGUGGCGCGUCCAAGGGCCGCGGUCUCGUGGUGAGCCCGAAAGACUACUCGACGCGGUACCGCUACUAG
Messenger RNA from Malassezia japonica, 429 nucleotides. It is a transcript of the gene DIB1, whose product is annotated as U4/U6-U5 snRNP complex subunit dib1. The record is from RefSeq and is a predicted model, not a curated record. Gene Ontology annotation, cellular component: spliceosomal complex; U5 snRNP; U4/U6 x U5 tri-snRNP complex. Lineage: Eukaryota; Fungi; Basidiomycota; Malasseziomycetes; Malasseziales; Malasseziaceae. The coding region runs from base 1 to 429 and encodes 142 amino acids. The transcript is spliced from 2 exons. Gene Ontology annotation, biological process: mRNA splicing, via spliceosome.